AUUUGUAUCUUUUUUUAACUUAAAGUUACAAAUAUAUAUUUUAAAAACCAUGCAAACUUUUGUUUUAAACAAUGGUAAUAUAAAUAAAGCAGAGGAACUAGAAGACUCUGUUAUUCAACCUACUCCUGGAAAUUCUGGUAAUCAACCUACUCCCGAAAAUUCUGUUAUUCAACCUACUCCUGGAAACUUAUUUAUUGCAGCGCAAUAUUCUGAAAGUGAAUCAAUAUCGCCUAAAAGCUCUUCGUAUUCUACACAUGGUUCAUCAUCUGGUAUUUUAAGUGACUUCAAUUUCAUGUUCCCUUCAUCUACUCAUCUUUCAUCACGGAAAAAUACACCUCUACUAAGUUCAACUGAAGAUUUAUCUGAUAAAAAUAAGGAACCUUGUGCUACUUCUACACCAUUUGUUCAAAAACAAAGAUUAACUAGAAACAGUGAAAAUGCUGUGAAUAUGAUUGUAAGUUCUUUGCUAAACGGCGAUGAUGCAGUGAAACACAAAAGUGAAAUGCCAACAAAGUUUACAGAACAUAUUUUGGAUGUCCCAGCUUGGAGUAACACGAGUGAUAAUGUUUUAUGUGAAAGUCAAAAGAGCUUAAAUAGUAAUAGUGUAGAAGUUAAUUUUAAUUCCAACUCUGCAAUACAAUUCAGUUUAAAAACAGAUUCUCAAAGUGUGAUUUCAGAUCAAAGUGUGAUUUCUUAUGAUUCAAACAAUUUCAAAAAUAAUUCACAAAAGAUAAUUGAAGAUGACAAUGGUUUUGGUUCACCUUCAACUUCAAUGAAUCUUGAACUUUCACAAGACUUUUCACAAGUGAUUCCUUAUGAAUCUCCUGUUCAAAAAUCAUCAGAUAUCUCAGAUGCUCAAAUAUCGCACAGAAGCUUUGGCCAAUCCUUUGAUGAUGGAACAACUAGUUUAGCAAACAAUGAUGAUUGCAGAAAUCAACAAAAUCAAGAUGUUGCAAAUAACAAUGUUUGUAAAUGAGUAACUGUAAAAUUUGAUGAUGGUACUGGUGAAUUAAAUAUACCUAUAGAUGAUAUUAUAACAACACUGCAUUUUCAGAAGGGACAAAAAGUUUCAGUGAAGGCGCAAGAUGGAUAUUACUAUGAUGGUGACAUUUAUGCAUCAGAUAUAAUAAAUGAUCAGCACUUCUACUGUGUAAAUGUCAAUGGAACAACAAGAAUUGUUCCAAGAAGUUCAAUUUGUUUGAAAAAGUCUAAUCUUGAUCAACUGCAAUUGGUUGAUAUCAAAGAUCAAGAUAUUAAAAAGGUGUUAAAGAAAGGUUUUAAAAGAAAACGCCACACCGAAAUACCAUUUUCUUCAAGUAGCAGCUACGAAGAUGCUGAGCCAAAAAAACGCAAUAGAGUUAGUGACAUUAAACUUUCUGAUAAAGCUCGACUUCUUUUUAAAGAUUUGUUAUUUUUGAUAAUUGAUACAAAACAACAAACAGAAGAAAAUGGGUUGGAUAAAGAUUUGAUUUCUAAACUUAUUACAUCAAAUAAUGGAGAAAUUAUCUCCACUAUUCAUAGCAGAGAAUUUCACAAAGCUAAAAAUGUACUCUGCAUAAGUGAUGGUCCAUCCAAUUCACACAUAUUUCUUUAUUGUGUUGUAGUUGGAAUUCCAAUUCUUCACCAUGAUUGGCUCAUUAAUAGUAUAAAAUUAAAUACUUGCCAAGGUUACCAUGAUUAUUUAGUUCCUGCUGGGUUAAAUAUUCAUGGCGAAAUUGUGUCACAAAUUCAUGGCAAAAGGGAGCCAUAUAAUUGUUUAAAUCCACUUAGGAUAUACGUGCAUCAAGAUACUAAAACAAACAGCAAAGAUUUUAAUUUAGUUUUAUCAAAAGCUGGUUGUGAACGUGUAGCACCAGGAAUCUUUGUAACAGAACAAACUCGUGUUUUAAAUUUUAGUCUAUUAAAUGUGGACUACAUAUUAACGUUAAAUGAGAAAGUUCCCAGUGUUAUUUGGGAUGCUUCUGUAGUUUAUGAAAUACCUGUGGUCACAUUUGCUUGGCUUAUUGAAUGUUUGAUUACAAAUCAACUUGUUGACGCGAAUGUUAGUCCGUUAUUUUUAUAUAAACCAAUUUAA
Molecule: messenger RNA, 2074 nt
Organism: Hydra vulgaris (swiftwater hydra)
Lineage: Eukaryota; Metazoa; Cnidaria; Hydrozoa; Anthoathecata; Hydridae
Source: RefSeq, a predicted model, not a curated record